Diutina rugosa is the source of this 234-nucleotide messenger RNA. RefSeq lists its product as uncharacterized. Lineage: Eukaryota; Fungi; Ascomycota; Pichiomycetes; Serinales; Debaryomycetaceae. The record is from RefSeq and is a predicted model, not a curated record. Gene Ontology annotation, biological process: mRNA splicing, via spliceosome. Gene Ontology annotation, cellular component: U4/U6 x U5 tri-snRNP complex; Lsm1-7-Pat1 complex; U6 snRNP. Gene Ontology annotation, molecular function: RNA binding. The transcript has a single exon. The coding region runs from base 1 to 234 and encodes 77 amino acids.
AUGGACACCGUGCUCCCCCUCGAGGCGAUCGACAAGGCCAUCGGCAAACAGGUGCGUGUCCUCAUGGCGCUGGACAAGGAGUUCGAAGGCACGCUCGCCGGCUUCGACGACUUCGUCAACAUGGUGUUGGAAAACGUCACCGAGACCACCGACCGCGACAACGCCCUGCCCACCCCGGUGAAGAAGAUGUUGCUCAACGGCGGCCACGUCGCCAUGAUUGUUGUCAAGGACUAG